Cyanidioschyzon merolae strain 10D is the source of this 2823-nucleotide messenger RNA. Its product is annotated as 4-alpha-glucanotransferase. Gene Ontology annotation, molecular function: starch binding; 4-alpha-glucanotransferase activity. Gene Ontology annotation, biological process: carbohydrate metabolic process. The transcript has a single exon. The coding region runs from base 1 to 2823 and encodes 940 amino acids. NCBI's taxonomy places the organism in Eukaryota, Rhodophyta, Bangiophyceae, Cyanidiales, Cyanidiaceae. The record is from RefSeq and is a predicted model, not a curated record.
AUGAAGCUUAUUUUUCGAGUUCAGUUCGCUUCUGUGCCGGGCCAAGAUGUCUUUAUUAGUGGAUCUGGAGAUCAGCUUGGAAAUCAUAGGGCAGAUGGUUCGAAAAAGUUGCGGUACACCCCGACAGCGUGGGAGAUCGAGCUUGACGACUUCGCUAUGGGAACAACGCUGCAAUACCGCUACUUCGUGAAAGACGGUACAACAGGGAAGAUCUCAUGGGAACGUGGAAAGCCAAGAACGUUGAUCUUGCCUAAAGAUGUGCAGGUACUCGUAUGUGAUGAUGGCCCGUUUCGACAGGAGCCGAACGUUGAGGAGGAGGUGUUCCAUACCACUGCGUUUCGUGACGUGAUCUACGGUCGCCAUGUUGCCGCAGCGUCGCAGAACGACGCGACGGAUGGAAAAUCGAAGAGAGGCCCCGCACCAGGGAGCGGGCGCGACUUGCUCCUUUUUCAGACACUGCAGGUUCGGGUUUGCCCUUCGGAAGAGGUCUACAUUCGUUUCUUUGUUGACAGGUCUGACGCCGCCACCGCCGCCGCAUCAAACAUUCGCAAGAUUGUUGAAGACGGGACCGAAAAAAGCAUCGAACAGCGCCUAUCGGCGGAUCGCUUUCCAUUGUGGAGCUUGGUCAUGCCGUUAGAUGAGCUUCUUCCGGAUCGCAACCAGGAACAGAUGCUUAAGUACGAGCUCUUCGUUCGCAACAGCGCGAAUGGCUCCACCACUGCGAGCUCUAAAGAUGAUCAGCGGCAUCUAAGGAUACCACCGAAAGAUGUAUCCGUGCAUUACACGGACUAUAGAGCGAUAGAUGACCCCGAGAAGAGCGCUCGAUUCGCAGGUUUCGCAAUCCCAGUGUUUUCGAUCCUAAGCGAAAACUCAUGCGGAGUAGGCGAGCUGCUGGACCUUGAACAAAUGAUCGAUCUCGCUGUGCAAAUGAAGAUGUCACUGAUUCAGCUGCUCCCGCUCAACGAUACAUCAGUGACAGGCACUUGGAGAGAUAGCUAUCCCUACUCUUGCCUCUCGGUGCACGCUUUGCACCCGUUAUACCUGAAUUUAGACGAGCUCAACCCACCCAGUGAAAUCAGUAGGGAAAUUAAGGAGGCGCGCACUCGAUUGAACCAGCUUGAGGCCAUCGACUACGAGGCCGUCAUGAAUACAAAGAUGGCGAUUUUGCGACGUAUGUAUGCCAAUGAUAAGCAGCGCAUUCUUCGAGACCCUGCUUUCCUGAAAUUCUUCAACGAAAAUCAAGAAUGGUUAGUGCCAUACGCAGCGAGCCGAUUUCUGGCCAAAGUGAACGGAACCGCAAAUUUUGAUCAGUGGGGCGCUCGUCGCCGAGUUACGGUGGCAGAUCUUGAGGGACUCGCGUCACCAGAUACGUUCUUCUUCGACGAGCUUGCGCUGCAUUACUACAUCCAGUUCCAUCUGUAUCGACAACUAGCCCGUGUGGGCGCCUACGCCGCCAAGCAUCGGGUAAUCCUGAAAGGCGACCUCCCAAUCGGCGUGCAUCGCUUCAGCGUUGAUGCUUGGAUGAAUCAAGAUCAGUUCUACUUGGAUCGCCAGACUGGGGCACCUCCGGAUCAGUUUGCCGAGUUUGGCCAGAACUGGGGAUUUCCCACCUACAACUGGGAGCGUAUGGCCCUUGAUGGAUACCGUUGGUGGCGAGGCCGCUUGAGAUCCAUGGAAAAAGUCUUCCACGCCUAUCGCAUCGACCACAUUCUCGGUUUCUUUCGCAUCUGGGAAAUUCCUGGCGAGGCAAUGUCGGGUCUUAGUGGCCGUUUUCGACCGGUAAAUCCUAUCCGGCGUAGUGAACUAGAGAGUCGCGGUAUCUGGGAUAUCGAACGCCUCUGCGAACCGUAUAUUAGCGAGACGCAACUUCGUCGUGUAUUCGGAGAUCAGAAGUGGAGCUUUGUUCGUGACUUCUUCUUUGAACCGUGGUACAAUCGCUAUCGUUUCCGACCGAAAUACAGCACCGAGGCCAGAUUGGAAGCAUUUUUCGCGAAAGAGGAGGAAGUGAGCAAGUUCUGCGCUCAGUCAGGAAUCGACGCGGAAUACUUGAAACUGGAGCUUUUCCGGUUUGUGAACAAUGUAAUUCUGCUCCGAGACUUAGACGAGCCCGACGAUGCCUUCCAUCCGCGUAUAGAGUUUUGGCGUGCGCCCACGUACUGGGAAUUGAACGGCGAUUGGCAACACAAACUGCGACAACUCUAUGAUGACUACUUUUUCCGGCGACAGGAGGUGCUGUGGCGUGACAAGGCCAUGGAGAAACUUCCGAUGUUGAAAGCGGCCAGCGAUAUGCUGGUAUGCGGCGAAGACCUUGGAAUGCUCCCAUCCUGCGUUUUCGAAGUGCUCGGAAGCCUCUGUAUCAUCGGAUUACGGGUGCAGCGAAUGCCAGAAAACGCUGAGUUUGGAGACUGCUCAAAGUACCCGUAUUUGACCGUGGCGACCCCAGGCUCACAUGAUACAAGCACGCUGCGCGGUUGGUGGGAGGAGAUCCCCUCGGAGAAGCGUCAACGCUUUUGGAAGAAUGUUAUGAAGCGAGAAGACGAAGCGCCCUCAGAGUGUACCCCAGAAACCGUGGAAUGGAUGAUCCGCGAUCAUUUGCACGCACCGAGCAUUCUGGCGAUUUUUCCGCUUCAAGACUUGCUGGGUAUGGACGCUAAGUUGCGUCGACCAGUCGCUUCAGAGGAACAGAUUAACGUGCCCGCGAAUCCGAAUCAUUACUGGCGCUUCCGCCUCCAUUUAUCUACCGGGAAGUUGGCACAAAGUCAAAAAUGGUUGCAAAAAAUAGCCUCCAUGGUGACGGAAAGCAAUCGACAGCGCCCACAGUAA